This is a messenger RNA of Dictyostelium discoideum AX4, 312 nucleotides long. RefSeq lists its product as hypothetical. The transcript has a single exon. Bases 1 to 312 code for a protein of 103 amino acids. The record is from RefSeq and is a predicted model, not a curated record. NCBI's taxonomy places the organism in Eukaryota, Evosea, Eumycetozoa, Dictyosteliales, Dictyosteliaceae.
AUGGAAAACAAAUUAAAAAUUAUAAAUAGUUGUGAAUGUAUUAAUACAAAAAUGUGCCCAAAUACUCCAAUAAAAAAAAAUAUUUACCUUUCAUCAUCUCAAAUAAUACAAAAUAAAAAUAACCAACUUGUAAAAUUUGAAGACUCUGAAUUCUAUUCCAUAGAGUUUGAAAGUUUAAUUAUAAAUUCAACAUUAACAGACUUAUUAAAUUUAAAUCAAGAUUAUCUAAAUCACAGAAAAUCAAUAUGGGAAUCUCAAAUAAGUAGUAUAAAUAAAAGACCAUCCUCUCUUGGUAUUCCUUUAAAAUUUUAA